GCUUGGCGGCAGGGGCUGUGGGGCUGUCCCAGGCGCAGGUGGCGGCCCUGAGGGCGGAUGGACGGCCGCGGGGGAGCAGGGGCGUCGGGGUUCGGCGAGGAGGCCGUGGACGACGAGGACGACGAAGAGGAGCGAGAGGGUGGCGCUGCGGGCUCUCAGGGAGCCAAACUGCCCCCCAUCGCCGGCAACGCCUCAGAAGUGAGCAAACGGAAAGUGAAGAAGAAAAAGAAGAAGAAGACCAAGGGGCCCGGCAAGGGGGACGCAGAUAAACAUCAGAGUCGAGGCCUGAAGAGUCAGCAGCUGUCCUCAUCCUUUCAUGAUAUCUUAAGUCCCGGCAAAGAUCAUGGCCCAAGGCAAGAGCACAAACAGGACAAGGAUGAAACCAAGCCCAUCCCCCCUUUCUCCUCCACUGUAAACCUCACCCAUUUUGCUGAAAUAGAAGAGAGCCUCUCCAACCAGAUCAAUGAAAGUCUGCGUUGGGAUGGAAUUCUCGCUGACCCAGAGGCUGAGAAAGAAAGGAUUCGCAUAUAUAAACUGAACCGGAGGAAGCGGUACCGGGUUUCGGCCCUCAAGGGCUUCCACCCUGAGCUGUGUGGCGAGGAGAACCCGGAGAACUUACCCUACCUGUCAGAUAAAGACAGCAGCACCGAGGGCAGGCAGCCCCGACUGAAAGCCGAUCGCCCCAGUCACUUCUUUGAAGGAACCCUCACUCCAAAUCUCCUGCACUCUGACUUGGCUGCUGCUCUGCCAGAGUGAAAAUCCACUCCUGACACUGACAAGUUUACACUGUAUCCUCACUACAAAUUUUUGUGUUAAAAAAGAAUAAUAAUAAAAGGAAAUCAGACUCUCUGAAGCAGA
Messenger RNA from Canis lupus familiaris (dog), 858 nucleotides. It is a transcript of the gene LIAT1, whose product is annotated as chromosome 9 C17orf97 homolog. Gene Ontology annotation, biological process: protein arginylation. The transcript is spliced from 2 exons. The coding region runs from base 58 to 756 and encodes 232 amino acids. Lineage: Eukaryota; Metazoa; Chordata; Mammalia; Carnivora; Canidae. The record is from RefSeq and is a predicted model, not a curated record.